Colletotrichum chrysophilum is the source of this 282-nucleotide messenger RNA. RefSeq lists its product as uncharacterized. The transcript is spliced from 2 exons. The record is from RefSeq and is a predicted model, not a curated record. NCBI's taxonomy places the organism in Eukaryota, Fungi, Ascomycota, Sordariomycetes, Glomerellales, Glomerellaceae. The coding region runs from base 1 to 282 and encodes 93 amino acids.
AUGCAGACAUCCCAUCUCCUCGCCGUGGUUCUCCUUGCAGCUGGCGUCUUUGCCGACCUCCAUAAAACUGCCGUGUGCGUCAAGGACAGAACGAACAACCCUAUCGGCGGCACUCCGUACAGUCCAAGCUACAACUGGGUCAAGAACUACGAGAUCUUGCCCGACGAGACCAAGUGUGCUUGCGACAUGUACAAGGCGCGCAAUACUGGAAGCAACCAAUGGGACACGUGCCCUGAUUGCACUUUUGUGAGUCGUCCACCCCUUCGCCUAGUUUUCCACUAA